This is a messenger RNA of Oppiella nova, 3237 nucleotides long. Lineage: Eukaryota; Metazoa; Arthropoda; Arachnida; Sarcoptiformes; Oppiidae. The record is from the annotation of a GenBank genome assembly.
GUGAGAGCCAGAGAGCGAGCGAUUGCUUUAAUGCAAGAAAUGGCCGAUCAAUGAGUGGAGUGAAGAUGUGAUCCAAAAGGCCUUCAUUUGUUUGUUCACAGCUUUGGAUCACAAGACUCGCGACAGUGACGGCCAUAGCGUUGAGCACCAGAUAUGUGUCGACUACGGCUGUUGAGUCCGGCCGGCAGUGAGCCCGCGGAGUACAAGUGGCCGCUCACCACAUCCGACAAGUAUGACGGCGCCAUCGAGAUCGUCGACACCAUCCGACACGUGUGUGAGGACCACCCGGACAUCAAGAAGGCCAUGGAGAUGAAUGUGCUCAACGCCUACGACACCAAAUGCUACGACAGUAUGAAGACGUUGUGCGAGAAAUACAAUCGAGUCAUUCAAAGCACUCUUCCGCUCUGGAAAGGACUGGCAGUGCGCACGCCAACCAAGCCGUCGAUGAAUCUACUGAAACACAUCAUUCAAAAGGUGUACAACUAUUCAGUGACAGAUCCCGAGAGACUGAACCAAUACGAGCCCUUCUCGCCCGAGGUUUACGGCGAGACGUCCUUUGAGUUCAUCUCUCAGAUGAUCGACGAGAUAGCCUUGACUUCGGAUGACGUGUUCGUGGACUUGGGUUCAGGCGUAGGACAGGUUGUACUACAAGUGGCCGCCGCCACCAAUUGCCGCAAAUGUAUUGGCAUUGAGAAGGCAGAGGUGCCGUCCAUUUACGCCCGGACUAUGGACGAGAGGUUCAAGUUUUGGAUGAAAUGGUUCGGCAAAAGACACGGAGAAUACCAACUGAUUAGAGGAGACUUCUUCCACGACGACCACAGAGAAGUGAUUAAUAACGCCACGUUUAUUUUUGUCAAUAAUUUCGCUUUUGGUCCAAACGUGGAUCAUAUGCUUAAACAACGAUUUGCUGAUAUGAGAGACUGCGCCAAAAUCGUGUCCUCCAAAGCGUUUUGUUCCCUCAACUUCCGUAUAACUGAUCGCAAUUUGAGUGACAUCGGCACAAUUAUGGAUGUGACGGAAAUACAGCCCAAAAAGGGUUCGGUCUCUUGGACUGGUAGACCUGUCUCUUAUUAUCUGCAUAUUAUCGACAGAACCAAAUUAGAGCGCUAUUUCGAAAAACUCAAGAAUCCAAAGUUGAAGAAUCACAAUCAAAGUCAAAGUCAGAGUAAUAGUAAUAGUAAUGAAGACGAGAACCGGAAUAAAAAGGCCAAUAAAGUGGAGAGCAUUGGAAGCAGUGAUUCGUCGUCUAAUGACUCGAAGGACGAGAAAGAAGACAAUUCGGGAAACUUUCCCAAAUGGACGCGAAAAGCGUGGUCCGAGUGGUGCAAUAGUAGCAAAGGCUCAACCAAUCAGAGCAGCGGUAGUCAACACAACGGUAGUUCCGAUCACGAGAGCAAUGAAGAGACGGAAAAUAUUCCGCGAAAAAAGAAAUACAAUCGCGUCGGUCGGCCCCGGAAGUACCCGUUGGGUGUGAGCGCAGCCAUAAAGCGCGCCAAACGAAAGCACACAAUGAUUAUCGAUAGUCCCGGUCGAAGGCCUGGGAGGCCACGAAAGAAUGGCAUCGGCUCUAAGAAGUCGAAGAAGUCGAUGAUUUUCAAUGGACUCGAUUUACUUCACGCGCAAACAGUUCUUAGUAUUUCUUCGGCAGCCGGCCAUCGACUGGAACCGGCGCCCGGAUGUGUGGACCAGAAGUUGGAUACUUCUUGUAGAGUGACUUCAGUGCCUAAUGUUGUUAUAAGAGACACCUCUCUGUUCUCUGUUUCUCCUGAUCUGACGGAACUGUUGGACACUUGGAAGCAACAGAUACUUCAGUUCAUCACAUAUAUGCAAACGCCUCAACACAAGGAUCUCCUCAAACAACAGAUCGAAGACGAAAAGAAACGAAACACAGAACUCAUCUCUCAAUUAAAUUGUUUGGAAAGACACAUAAAAGGAUUGCUCGAAAAGGGCGUCAGUUUAUUAAAGUCACGCCUCUUUGAGUUAGGCAUUAAAGCCUCGACUUCUAAUGAAUUGCUCGAAAAAGCCCGAGAAAUGGUGGCACACAAUAAGGAACUCCAGUCCAAGAGGUCUUCCCUACAGAAGAUAAUCACAAAUCUCGAGACCAAAAACAACAUACUCUUGAAUCACAGGCAACCAAAAGAAACUCUGAAUUUGAAUCACAACCAGAAUGUGAAUCAGCCUUUGAAUGGGUUUCCCAAGAAUAAGAGCCAUAUAUUAUCGGAGUUGACAACAAUGUUGAAACAGAAGCGACAAUUGUCUUCGAAAGUGAGUCAAUUGGAAGAGGAGGUGUCGAUUCUGGAGAAGUCACAGACAACUAAGUCUCGGCCUAACACUGACUAUGCGUUCAAUGCUGGUCUCCAAUCGCGUGUUAUGGCAUCUCAUGACUCUAAACCUAAACAUUUAAAUAAUAUAAAUAAUUCGAUAAAACUUCCCAAUUAUGAGGAGAGAAUCAAUUCAUUGAUUAUCCAAGCGUUGAACGAAGAGAACACAACAUAUCCGCAGAAUUCUCAUCGAAAAGGAAUUAAGAAUCUUAAGGAACAAAACGAUAUCACAUCCAAAGUUAAAGAAUGUGAUAUUGUUUUGAAUGACAGCAAUAAAUGUGAUAAAGAAUCGCAUAAUUCUUAUUCGCGCGAAAGUAUUACUAAAACCUGGAAUCCCGGCGAAAGCGGUAGUCCCGUAACCAAUGAAUACAACUCUUCUAAAAGUGAUUCGCCGAAGAAAUCGGUUGAGAAAGUAUACGAUAAGAAACCACUUCUUAUGACUCUUAAGAUUGACCGCAAAGACAACAGCGCUUCUGUUAAGGAGUGCUAUUCAAACGAACCCUAUUUGAAGUCCAAUGAAAUGAAACAUAAACGCAAAUCCAGUGAUGAAUCGACGACUCAUUCUAAUCGAAAAAAAUUAUCGAAAUCUCACAUUUUCCCCGGUAAUUGCAAGUCCGAGUGGACGCCUGUAGUGAAUGGCAAACACAAGUGGAAGGAUAGCAUUGACAGCCGUUUCGACAAAUUGGUGGCUUUGGUCGAGCAUCAGAUGGAACCGCACAAAGCGACUGAAGGUUACUUAUAAUGAUGACUUAGACCUAGUUUAUGGUACAAUUAUUGGACUGAGAUAUCACCGUGUUCACGGCAUUCAUUUAAGUUAUUUACAUUCAUUAUAAGUACUGUGAUGUUGUUUAGGUCCAUCGAGUCAUUAUCACAAUCAUUGCUGCAGUCUUAUGCCAGGUGUGGGAGGUUUGGGGGU